UCCUGAGGCCGUUGCGACUGCGCGGGCAGCAUGUGGUGCGUCCAUCGCCGUGGACCUUUGCACACGUCGACUGCGCCUUGCUCCUCGUUUCUGUGUGCAGGACUGUAAGCAGAGAAAAGGGGCCACCUUUCGACGGACGUCUUCGGCUUCUUCGUCAGGUGCGGAAGGACGACACAGAUGACAGCGGAGGGACGGGUCCGUGUCCACGUCGCGGCUAUGGAGGGCGGCGGAGAGGGUAGACGUGAUGUGUUGACGCCUCGUGAGCUGCAGGCCGUGGCGGCGGCCGUGUCCACGAUCGUUCUUCGAUGUCAGCAGGAGAGGGCGCUAGGGCGACUGAAGGAGCAGUUGCGCGCGCGUAGAUGGAGGACAUUGACACAAGGUCUGGACGAUGGGGCCGAAUACGUGGCGACGUCGGAUACUGUUGUUCAGCUGUGCUACGCGUUGGGUUGCGGAGUGAUUCCUCGUGCGACGCCGCGGUGGUGGGUGAAGUGCAGGACAGGAGGCACGUGGGAAGAGCUCAGGCAAUGCGACGACGUGACAAACGUGGGAAGACACCGCACUGCGUUGCCGAUUGCUCGCUCCGGAGGUUGUGGCUGUCGGUCUGCCGUUGGCAAGUCGUCGAUCCAUCCUCUUGGCGUUCUUGGAAGAUCGCCUUCUGCGAGCCGCGACCAGGAUGAGGCCGACGAAACACACAUGGAAGAAGACAACGACGAGAAGCAGCACGACGACGAGGAGCAGCAAAGGCAGCCUGUGCAGCAGGUCGGCCAUGUAAGGGCCGUUGAAAGGGCAACAAACCGACGCUUUAAGAUCGAAUCAGAGCUAGGCACUCGAUGUGUAACAGCCAACUACACUGCUAAUGGGACAGCACCUUAUGUGAGGACUCCCAUAGACUUCAGUACCAUACCUUUUGGGAGCCUUCCAGCUAUGGCGCCUCCUCCCUCCGGACAUUCGUCCACCCCAACCGCUCCUGAUGGUCUACUUGAUGAAGAGAGCACACCAACAGAGUCGGAACGCAUCGAACAGCUGGGAUUCAAUCUUUCAGCGCUCGUGCCCCCUCCCGAGGGCGUGGGAAAGGCAGUCAAGGUCUUAAAUCGCGGGGAGAAUGUGACAUCUCCUGUGGUGUUGGAGGCGGUCCUUAAGAUUAGCCUCAUCACACGCAAAGCUUUAUCUAGCUUGGCAACUACUACUUGUCCCCUUGUGUCCUCAGAGUCUGCCCAACGCAUCAAAUCUGCAGCAACUGAGGAAGGGAGUCGCUCAGCACAGGCCAUUGCUCGUAGCGCUGACGGUAUUCUACAAUCCAUCGCACAAAUUGUGGAGGCAGCUAUGGAAGUUGUUCACGGCGUGGAAUCCAUCACGUUUGGCAUUGCGGAGGUCAAUCAGGGACAUUACGAUGAAGACGUCAAGCACCAGAUUGCCUCUGGAUCAUCUGUGGUAAACGAAGCCGCAAGGGAAAUCUCAAGACAGGCCAACAAUGUUAAACGCAAUGUCAACGAGAUACUUAAACUGGCAUCGUCACUCUCAGACACAACAGUGGCAAAGACGGUGAUCCAGGAGACACAGAAGAUUAGCUCCUUGAUCUUGACGACGAUGAGCGCAGGCGUGGAAAUCAAGGAGACUGCUGAGACAAUCCGCAAAGAAAGCAGUUUCAUAUCAAAACAGGGCAUUUUGAGGCCGCGAGGUAUCGCAGUCACAGGGAGAGACGAAUGGGAGCAAGCUAUUGGAACAAGUGUAGCAUGGGUGUCCUCAAUUGGGCACCUGGGCAUGCCGGAGUUGCACCAGGUAGGUGUGCUGGGUUUGAGCCUUGCGUCAAAUUAAAAAUUGGCUAUCUGUCUGCUGCCUCAGAGAGAAGCAGUCUUAGACUGUCUGACUAUAAUUAAAGCCAAGGAACGGUAAUGGCAAUUGCCCCA
Molecule: messenger RNA, 1907 nt
Organism: Chara braunii
Lineage: Eukaryota; Viridiplantae; Streptophyta; Charophyceae; Charales; Characeae
Source: the annotation of a GenBank genome assembly